AUGGCACGCAUUCACAAGCACCCCGACUAUCAUCAAUCACCGUUGCUUACACGGUCAUCGACGCCCGAUCACGGAAUUAAUCACCGAAAUCAUCAGAAGGACGGCGACGGGUUGUUUGCGGCGCGAGAGUUGGUUGACAAAUGGCAGUUGGCAGCGUCACAUCUUUCCCACAUCACCGCCGGCCGCCUCACGCUAGGGUUAGUUUGCGACAUAGACCCAAGUCACCCCCAGGCACUUGAAGCUACUUCGCUCAUCACUACACCGCUUCGUCUACUUCCCCAGCUCCGGGAUUGCCAAAUCCGUCUCGGUAAUGCACCAGACCCUGGGCUCCAGAGGAUUGCUGGAGAAGCUGCCUUGCACGUGUGUAGACUCUCUCUCCCGCGUUACGAGUCCGCCGCAGUGCAGCUUCCACUGCCGCACUCUACCUCGCAACUAUGCUUUAUGGCUCUCCCACGGGAGCUACGCAUCUGUAUCUUGGAGUGCACCGACCUCGUAGCUCCCGGCAGAGAAGUUACAUGGAGUCGGCAGGACCAGCGAUACGUCAUGCAUCGCUUCCAUGGAAAAGUACUCUCCGAUAAUCUGCACCUACGCCCAUUCGUCCAGUGCUGGGAACAGCCAGACGACACGGUUCGCCCCAACGGCUGUUUUUGUCGUCGUUACCAUGCCUCGUUUACGCAACUGUGCAGAUGUUGGGCUCCGCCAGGACCGACGCUAUUUUUGAUCUGUCGCACAUGGUGUCAGGACGCCCAGUUCAUCUUCUUCACGCGGAAUCGGUUUGUCGUGCACGACUACCUGGACCACCCCUCUUGGGCAGCGCCGUAUUUGCCGCUCACGAAGCCCGAGGUGGAUGUGGAAACGGACGCAGUGGAGCUUCGGGAGCCAUUAGACCAAGCCAACGAGCCAGGUAUCCCGAGUGGUUCUACCACCACUGUUGGUAGUUGCGACUAUCCAUACCGCCGUCUUGCCGCGUCGCAAUUCCUCCGAGACGUGGUUCCAGUCCAUUGCCUCAUCUAUCUCCGUUUCGUUGAGCUCGUCUUCCCGCCAUAUCUCGCGUCUACUUGGCCCCAAGAUCAGCACCCAGCCAUUCAGGAUUGGCGCGCUACCAUCGACUGGCUACGAGAUAGGAUCAACGGCGCCGCGCUUACCAUCCGCCUUGUGACAGUAAAGCGUGGCGUGUUCAGCCCGGACGUAUACCACAAAGUUAUUUCACGAUCCGACGCUGACCACAUCCAUGAUGCCCAGAUGACGCUAGUGCGGUCCCUAAAGCCGUUGGCAACCUCUGGAGUUUCUCGGGUGUAUAUCCGUCUCAGCUUUCCCUGGGAUAUGACACCGAAUCUUUUCGGUCGGAACAAUCACUACUUGCAGAUUAUGCAGUGGGCAAAAAAGCGAAACGCGGAAGCCGAACAAUCUGUCCUCAGGGUGAAAUUUCAAGAACUAUAUUCAAAAUCGAAAGAGCCUACGGAAUCCUACUGGUGGCAUCGAUAUCACGGGCUGUACUAG
Dichotomopilus funicola is the source of this 1500-nucleotide messenger RNA. RefSeq lists its product as uncharacterized. The record is from RefSeq and is a predicted model, not a curated record. Lineage: Eukaryota; Fungi; Ascomycota; Sordariomycetes; Sordariales; Chaetomiaceae. The transcript has a single exon. Bases 1 to 1500 code for a protein of 499 amino acids.